This is a messenger RNA of Fopius arisanus, 3362 nucleotides long. RefSeq names its product jelly belly (gene jeb). Gene Ontology annotation, cellular component: terminal bouton. Gene Ontology annotation, biological process: positive regulation of MAPK cascade. Bases 1974 to 3104 code for a protein of 376 amino acids. Gene Ontology annotation, molecular function: protein binding; transmembrane receptor protein tyrosine kinase activator activity. The transcript is spliced from 5 exons. The record is from RefSeq and is a predicted model, not a curated record. Lineage: Eukaryota; Metazoa; Arthropoda; Insecta; Hymenoptera; Braconidae.
GCAAAACCGUUCGCCCCACCGCGCCCCACUGUGUUAUAUCCCAGGGUGGUGCGGACCGAAUGUACCACCUCUGCCCUCCACCCUCCAACCUCCCCAACCCCCCUCAUCACCCAAUAAUACCGUAGGAGCAACCCCGAAGCUGCUCCAUCACCAUCAGCUGCAGACGCUACGUUAAAGGCUCAUCAUUCGCUUCACAAAAAGACCACGAAAAAAGAAAAAAAAAAAAAGAAAACAUUUUCCAAAAUUCCCAUUCACCACGAAAAAUCCACAAAAUUCCGAAUAACCACGAGAUAAGUGAAGCAUUGGAAAAGUCAACGGGGGAAUAUUGAUGGGCAACAACAGCCCGCCGCAGUGAAAAUAUACAAAAAUAUUCGUAAUCGCGGAUUUUCCGUUUGUUUACGUCGACGGUGUUGAUGGGUGGGUGAACAUUUGGAUAUCCCGGAAGUGCCUGAAGAGGAUUACAUCGAUCAAUUGACAGGUGUUUUAUGUAUCAGCCUAAAUCAGCGGUAUUCACACUUGUCGGUGAAAUCCCGUAAUAUUGCCGAUGGUAUGUGCAGGUGGGGGUGGAAAUUUCUUAGUUAUUUGAAUAAUGCUGAGAGUAUAUUUGGGGGAUAAAGUUGAGUAAACUGUUGGUGAAUUGAAUAAAAUCCUCACGGGUGGUCGUUGAGAGAGUGAAAGUGGUAGAAGUGAGGUAUCGCGAGUGACUGACGAAUUGCCAGAGGUAUAAAAAGGGGAAUAAGAGGAAUAAAAAAUACGUGAGAAAGCCGAAGCGAGGAAUAAACGUGAGGGACAACGGGGAGAAGUAAAACAGUUAAGAGUCCAUUUAAUGAGAAUGGAAAAAAAAAAUAGUACAAGUGGAUAUUCAUUCGCUUGAAGCCGUUGGUCUCUCCAUGACGGCCUGCUAACGGGAAAAAAAUAGAGAAGAAAAUAAAUAAAUCAUACCGAUAAUCCGCGGAUAACAAUUAGCCGACUAGUGACGUCAUAAAGUGGGUAAAAACGGCAUCAAGAAUAGAGAGACAAAGCUGGCGGAGGAGGAGACGGAGGAGGAUAGAGUGUACUUCGCUGUUAGUCCAUCACACUUGGUCGUGCAAAAGUACGCGAUACUGGACACCAUCGGUACUGAGUAAAAGUACAUCCCUUUACGGUGUACAUCAACGUUUGUUUAUCACAGCAACGUCGAAUCAUCGACGUCGACGCAACAUCAGUCGUUGUCGAGUGCUGAGGUACGUGACUAAAUCAUCGUAAAUUGAGUGUUUGAGAGAUUUGAGAUAAUCGGUGGUGAGGUUACAAAAAAAAAAGGAAAGGAAAAGAAAAAAAAAAAGUGAAAACAUCGAGAGGAAAGUUCAACAGCGUGAACCAAGUUGUUGACAGUUGAUUCUAUUGGCUCUGUUUUGGAUCAAUUGUCGGGGACUUUUUUGUUUCGUCUUUUGGUCUUUUAACCUCUCGUCUGUUACAAUCUGACCUCUUCCUCCUGUCCUUUUCCGCCCUUAUUUUUUUCUCCUCUCAUUUUUCCCUGUCUUCUUCCUCUGUGGCGCGCGCAAUCACCAGUUCCCCUCGAAACCUACCAAUCUUCCUCUUAUUAUUUCUCUCUCAAUAACUUUUUUCCUCCCUCAAUCUCCUCUCUUCGAUUUUUUUUCACUCCCUCCUUUGCCCUCGUCGUUUUAUUUUCUCUCUCUCUUUUUUUUUUUUUAAUACUCGAAUCACGUACAAAGCGGCGUGCGUCGAUGCCUGAAUAAAACUUGGCUAAACAAAGAAGAGGAAACGUUAGACGGAUCGAUUUUGAAAGUGGUGGUUGGUUGGCAACGUAUUUUCCGCGUAGGUGGAAAAAACAAGUGGUCGCAAGCGUCUCGAGUGGAAAUCACGAUUGUUUUGAACAAUCAAUUGAUAAAUAUCACCGAAGCAAGACGCAUCUGCCGCGUUGGAUACACUUUGUAAAAAGAAGAAGAAGAAAAAAGUACAAUAGAAAAUUGUUAAUGAAAAAAUUGAGAGAUAUGGCUUGUCACAUGAUAUGGCUGUUCGGUUAUGUGAGCCUUGGAUUGGCACUGACACUUGGCAAUCGACCGGUUGUCCACAAUCAGCGAUUGCAGGUUAGAUCGAGAUACGAUCAUCGAUCGAGAGGCUCCAAUGAUCUGCCACUGGUUACCAAUACCAACGGUGCAUUUGGCAAUAAUGAUAGAAUUGAUAAGAAUUCGGACAUGGAGUCCUACAGAUUUGGAGUUGAAUCUGUACCUUACGAUCUGCCACCCGAUUGGCUAGUGUAUGACAGAAAUCCAUGGAAUUAUGAUAAAGAUAGAGUUGAUAAUCGGCGAAAUGGUGUCUACGAUGAUGGAGUUAUCGAUGAUUUCACUAGUGCUGUUAUUGAGACACUUUAUCCACGCAAUGAUAGAUUGAGUGGUGAUUAUUUUGAUGACAGAGUGGAUGGUACGUUGAAAAGUGUUAAUGAUAGAACAACAGUACACGAUGGUACAAGUGAUAAUGCGCUUCCAAUUGAUAAUCAAUAUGAUUUUAUGAAAAAACGUAUGGGUAGGGAUGAGGUACGGGGUGGGUCGAUGACAAAUGGUGUAUUACCGGUGAAAAAUUCACGAUCCACUGGUGAUCGUGGUGUAUGGCAGAAUGAUGAUGAUGCCAGAAGAAAUGAUGAUGGCAAUGUUAGGAUGAUGGGUAAACGUAAUUAUGGAAGUGCUACUGGACGGAGAAGGUCAGCUGGUGAUUCACGGGGACAAACGAACCUUCAAGUACAGGGACAAUCUUCGUCCCCUCUGUCAUCAUCAUCUGGUGGAAAUGUUGGUGGUAUCGCGUCACAAUUCAUGCUGAGGGCAUCACGGGGAAAUCGACAAUACGACGUACCACAAAUUGAGUGUCCGUCAUCGGAGGAUGGCAUGGAGAGAUUUGCCUGUCCCACACCGGACAGAAUGGGAAGAUAUCGUUGCAUCGACGAUCACGUUCUGUGCGAUGGAUUCAUCGAUUGUCCAACCGGUGAGGACGAGGAUCGUCAAGCGUGUAUGUUCUACAAAACGACAAAGGCACACUUGGAUGUCCUAGCGGAUGCCCUGUUACGAUGGAUAGAGCGAUCGGUUUUUCAUUCGAUCACGGAAAAUUAUUGAUGAGUUUUCCCCCGGCGUAUAUUAAUCCCUUGGGAAAUUCAUUUAUAUCUCGAUAAAUUUAUUUUGUUCUCCGCAUUGUUCUAUUUUUAUCUCUCAUUUCUAUCGCAUUCAAGAGAAAUCAUCAGUAUUCUAUUGUUGUGUCACUGAGAAAUAUGAGUUUAAUCCAUGUAACUGUAUAUACGCCAAUCAUGACUAAUUAUCGAGUAAUUAGCUGAGAUAGUAUAGUUUAUAAUAAUUGUAUCAAAACGGAAAUAAUAA